This is a messenger RNA of Arabidopsis arenosa, 1814 nucleotides long. The record is from the annotation of a GenBank genome assembly. Lineage: Eukaryota; Viridiplantae; Streptophyta; Magnoliopsida; Brassicales; Brassicaceae.
CUGUUUUCUCCACCGAAAAUCAUACUGUGACCAUAAGUGUAAUUUGGUUUUUGUCUCGUUGAUCUACACUACAUAUCAAUUCCUAGUUAAAAUUACACUGAUUAAUAGAAAAUUGAAUAUAUAUAAACUCGAAGUCGAUUUUUAAAAAAUGUAUAUCUAGUGAACUCAAGUAUCAAUUAGAGGUCUGAAUUUGUUCAAUACCUUCCACAAUUCCCAACCUCAAGGAUUUGGUCCAUAAAGCUCAAAUAUUUGGGUACCAAAAUGUUCCAUCAAGGAUCUACAGAUUCGAACCAAACCGGAUUAAACCGAAUUGGCGAGUCUACGGCACGUGAAGGAAACGCGCCACGUUUCAAAAACUGGUUUUGGGGGUACUUUCGUAAUUUACAGAACCAGGGUUUUAGGAGAGUCAAAAAACCCAGGAAGAAGAAGAAGAAGAUCGACAUGGAAGUAUUGGACUUAAAACACCAAACCAUGGAAACGUUUCUGCGUUGGGCAGCAGAGAUUGGCAUUUCAGAUUCCGUUGAUUCUCCUCGAUUUCGCGAUUCGUGUCUCGGCCAUUCUCUUUCCGUCGCCGACUUCCCUGACGCCGGCGGGAGAGGUUUGGGAGCUGUUCGUGAGCUCAAGAAAGGAGAAUUGGUUUUGAAAGUCCCCAAAAACGCAUUGAUGACUACAGAAUCCAUAAUUGCUAAAGAUCGGAAAUUGAAUGAUGCUGUUAAUAUCCAUGGAUCACUCUCUUCGACUCAGAUACUGAGUGUAUGCUUAUUGUAUGAAAUGGGCAAGGGGAAGAGUUCUUUUUGGUAUCCAUACUUGGUGCAUUUACCUCGUGACUAUGAUCUCUUGGCCACAUUUGGGGAAUUCGAGAAGCAAGCUUUACAAGUUGAAGAUGCUGUUUGGGCUACAGAAAAAGCCAUAGCCAAGUGUCAGUCUGAGUGGAAGGAAGUUGGUUUGUUGAUGAAGGAAUUAGAGCUUAAGUCAAAGUUUCGGAGUUUCCAAGCAUGGCUCUGGGCUUCUGCAACGAUAUCUUCACGGACAUUGCAUGUACCAUGGGAUAGUGCUGGGUGUUUGUGUCCUGUAGGGGACUUGUUCAACUACGAUGCUCCUGGAGAUGAUUCGAAUACCUCAGAAGGUCCUGAGAGUGCUAAUGACGUAGAGGAAGCAGGACUUGUUGUUGAGACACACUCUGAAAGGCUCACAGAUGGUGGAUUCGAGGAAGAUUUCAAUGCUUAUUGUCUUUAUGCAAGAAGGAAUUAUCAGCUAGGAGAACAGGUUCUUCUAUGUUAUGGGACUUACACGAAUCUAGAGCUUCUCGAGCACUAUGGGUUUAUGUUAGAAGAGAACUCAAAUGACAAGGUCUUCAUUCCUCUAGAAACCAGCCUUUUUUCACUAGCUUCUUCAUGGCCUAAAGAUUCCUUAUACAUUCAUCAAGAUGGUAAGCCGUCUUUUGCGCUUGUAUCGACGUUGAGACUGUGGCUGAUCCCACAGAGCCAGCGUGACAAGUCAGUUAUGCGCCUUGUUUACGCUGGAUCUCAGUUAUCUGUGAAGAAUGAGAUUCUAGUCAUGAAGUGGAUAUCAGAGAAAUGUGGAAGUGUUUUAAGGGAUCUGCCAACUUCUGUCCCAGAAGACACUCUGCUUCUUCAUAACAUUGACAAACUCCAAGAUCCAGAAUUGCGUUUGGAGCAGAAAGAAACAGAAGCUUUUGGCAGUGAAGAUGCUGAGCACAUGGAGGUUGUCUGUGCAGUGGAGGCUACGCUACAAGAGAACUCUUGCAGAUUGCAUCUCUUAUUGUAGUGAGAAAAUGAAUAAUCUCUCAUGUA